Messenger RNA from Aspergillus wentii DTO 134E9, 404 nucleotides. RefSeq lists its product as uncharacterized. The record is from RefSeq and is a predicted model, not a curated record. The transcript has a single exon. Lineage: Eukaryota; Fungi; Ascomycota; Eurotiomycetes; Eurotiales; Aspergillaceae. Bases 94 to 363 code for a protein of 89 amino acids.
CCUAUAUCUAAGACCCUUCUGGGCUCUUUGUCCUAUUCUCAAUGUUAUGAUGGGCUCCCUUGAUAGGAAAGCACAUGAAUUGGUACAAUUCUGAUGAGACUAUCGCGGAUCUGCAAGGUAAGAUGCCCAACCCGUGUCCCCGUGCCCAUCAUCUUAAGCUGCAGGAACUGGACGAGCAUGGGGGAUUGCUGUUUGUCGAUGCGAAGGGUGUCCCCAAGUAUCGCCCGAAUUGGUAUGUGUUACUACUGGAAUCAAUGGGAGGCUAGGCAGAGAGGAGACGACGCUCUCGAUAUUUGGCUACUUUUGUGGUUAAUCCGCAUGCUCUGUUUGAGUAUUAGGGCUAUCUUCAAGGAGUCUUUCUAGUGGUAUACUCCGUGGAUAAGAUAGCUUCAACACUAUGACUU